Messenger RNA from Aplysia californica (California sea hare), 3154 nucleotides. RefSeq lists its product as uncharacterized. The transcript is spliced from 6 exons. The coding region runs from base 267 to 2558 and encodes 763 amino acids. Gene Ontology annotation, molecular function: rRNA (uridine-N3-)-methyltransferase activity. NCBI's taxonomy places the organism in Eukaryota, Metazoa, Mollusca, Gastropoda, Aplysiida, Aplysiidae. Gene Ontology annotation, cellular component: cytoplasm. Gene Ontology annotation, biological process: rRNA base methylation. The record is from RefSeq and is a predicted model, not a curated record.
CACAAACAUCGAACUAUUAUUUCUUGAAUGGCCUUUGCACAACGCAGCUAUUAUGGAAAGCAGUCUAAAAUAGAGGCAAAGAUUCGAAAUUAGCGAUACAAGAAUACGACGAGUGAAGACUCUUUUUGUCUACUGCUAGGACUGGAAUUUUCUCCGCCGUCUGCCUGACCCGCUUCCUGCCUGACAAACAGCAGCAGAGUCCGAGACAAAACUACAGAAUUAUAAUACUGACAAACGUUGACGAAACUGGAGGCAAGGAUACUAGAAUGGAUUCUGCAUGUCAUGGUCGAGUCCUGCUUGUAGGUGAUGGAGACUUUUCCUUCACUGUAUCAUUGCUGAAACUUUCGACGCUGCAACCAUCACAAGUUAUUUCAUCAAACAUUGAGACUCCUGCAACCAUUCAGCAACAUAAAUUAGCUUCUGACAACAUGAAGGCCAUACAAGACUUGGGUGGACUGGUGCUCUUGGAGACAGAUGCAAGAGAACUUCAUACCCACCCAAUCAUCUCCCAAUACAAGUAUGCAAGGAUCAUUUUCAACUUCCCUUUGGCUGAUCGACACAAUAUUAAAAAGAACAGAGCUCUCUUGGCUGAUUUCUUUGCAAGUUGUGCCAGCAUUCUCUCUGAAGACGGCCAGAUUAUGGUGACCUUGUGCAAAGGUCAAGGUGGCACACCUGCUGACAACCCAAUGAGGUCAUGGCAUGACAGCUGGCAGGUUGUUGCCAUGGCAACAAAUUCUGGUUUCUUGCUGACAGAUGUCAUGUUGUUUGACGCCACCAAGUACCCAGAAUACCACAGUGUUGGAUUCAGGUUCCAAGACAAAAGUUUCAAUACUGGCGGAGGCCUGACCCAUGUGUUUGAGCGAGCACCUUUGGUGGAAGUUGGGGAGGCAGUUGCUCGGACCUCUAUCCUGUGUGGAGAUGUCGCUUACUCAUGCUCAAGCUAUAUAGCUGACAGGAGAAAGAGGAAUCUUCUUCAUGAGGCCAACAACCCUGUGUCCCUGGUCUGCCGGGUUCUGAAGCAGACGGUGUCUCAGAACUUGGAGCUGGAUUGUAAAGAUGUUGAGGAUGAUUUUCUCUUCGUGAAAGGUCACAGAUCUAGAGCGGUGGUCAACUUGUGUCAGCCUUGUGCAGGGUCGUCCACCUUGACAGGAAGCUCGGCUCGACAGCUGGAUGUUGAUGAUGAGGGCACUGUCGAGCAGAAGACCGUAAAGGAAAAGAAAGAAGAAUUUAAUGUGACUUUACAGAACAAAGAGAAGUUGAGUUCCAACACUUUGGCGCAUGGUAUCGUUCAAGAUAAGACAACUCCAACAGAAAGACUUCAUGAGCAUCAUGAUGAUGUAAGUACCACGUUUUCGCAACUGGGCUUGAUUUUGCCGUCAGAACCAGAAGCUGUGUACAGUGCAAUAAAACGCACUCCCAAGAGCUGUCAGGGUGCCGACGGAGACAGUGCAUGUCAGGAAGGUGUACAUGAGCUCUCUGGUGAUGCAGAAAUGAAAUCUGAGACUUUGGAGGAGGACCCAAGCCAGCGAGUGUUCCAUCUCAGAACUUCCCUGCUCGAAGUAGCUGGAGACUUAUGGUCUCACAGUGUCGCUGACAGCUCCAGUGUCGGGACAGCCUCUAGUGUGUUGGGUACUGACGGUAGUGUUGGUCAGGGCAGGGGCAAAUGUGUGGCCUUCACAGGGCAGUGCUACCAACCUUGUGACGUCCGUCCUGGCCAUUUGCCUGUCACACACGAACUGUUGAUGAUUCAUGGUCCCGGUGGAGUAGUGGAGCGUAGCACCUUAUUUGAUUCUCCCAAAGAUUCCUCUUGCACUGAUGGUCAUUCGAGUCCUCCAAAUGAAACACUUGCAACCUAUUCCUCAUUUGACAAGGACAAACUGAUUCCUGAUUCAGUUCUCAGUAAAGUAAUUGCAGCUUGCAAUACCUCCAGUCUCUGCUCAGACUGGUGUUUUGAAGUGAGACCUGCAGAUCAGACAUGUGAAGUACUUAUUGAGAGCUUAGAUAGUGUGACAGACCUCAAGACGGUACAACUAAGAAGACAAUGUCGGGAAGACGACACAGAGAAAUUUGACAAGACAGUGUGCACUGUUGGCUUACUUUGUUCUGCCGAUGUGUGCGGACAAAAAUGUGAGAUCUGUUUGUUAAGUCUGGACAACAUUGCUGGUGCGGUCUGCAGUUUACCGAACUCACGAUUGCUGUGGUCACUGAGGGAUAAAUUUACCCAACAGUUUCAUGCAUCAGGCUUCCCUCAUGUGUAUCAACCUUUCAGUCUUUUCCCAAUGAAACUCGUUCAUGAUCUCAGUUUUUGGUUGAAGGAUUCGGAAGAAACUGUGGAUGAAUAUGAGUUGGCGGAUGCUGUCCGCUGUGUGGCUGGAGACUUUGUGGUGAGAGUGCAGCUCAUCGAUACUUACCAGGACCAAGAGUCGGGUCAACGCAGUCGCUGUUACCGCCUCCACUUCCUCUCUCACGACCAGGCCCUCCCUUAUCUAACUUCAUGGAAACUACAAAGUUUGAUCCGAAUGGAGGUGGCUCGCAGAAUGGGGGUCACUCUGAGGUAAAGACCGGAGGUGCAGAUUUUCUGCAUAAAUCCGGAAAUCUGAAUUCCUGUAAUUGAUCGGUUUAUAUCUGACAUCAGUGGAUCGUCAUGAAAACAGUCUUGAUGCAAGUUGUAUUAGACAAUGUUAUUCCUUAAAUUUUGAGUCCUUGUGCGAGUGUUUCCUUGGGGCCUGAAAAUUUCUGGAUUUUUUUUUUGGUAGCUAGUUAUCACCUCUACAAGUUCUUGAUGCAGUCAUAGAUACAUGCAGGGGGAUGGUCGUCUGGAUGAAGUCAGAGGUACGCACUGGAGGAUAGGGGGCUAUAGAUGAAUCUACACCAGAGGAUAGAAGCAAAAAGAUGUAGAUCAAGUCACAGAUUCUCAUUAAAAGAUGGUGGUCAUUCUGUGCUAAAGUCCUUGAAUUUGUAGCUACACAAUUUACUGAUACCCAAUGUUUCAAGCAGUUGUUACUUUAGUGAGGAUGGACAUCGGUGGACAUAAGGGACAUUGUGUAAGAUAAGAAUAGUUUAAGUCAAUUCUGAACUGUUAUACUUCUCCUUAAAGUGCAAUGUCUUGAACUGAAAUAAAUUGAGCAAAGUAAGAUGCUCAGAAACAGUAAAA